AUGAAAGAGGUAGUGGUGACGUAUCGGCGCGGUCUACCUGUAAUAACAGUGCCGCUGCCGUCACGUCGUGAAAGAUGUCGAUUCACUCUGCGCCCGGUCUCACAGACCGUCGGUGAUUUAUUGGAGCAGGUAAAGGCGGAGGACCGUGGUGUGGAACGCGCCGUAGCGCUCGCGUGCGAUGAGCGCGUCCGCAUCGCCGCCAGCGACACCGUGGAGUCGUUACUGGAAAAUGAUUUUAGACUCAUCAUCAACGAUACGGAAUACUACGUCAAGAGCCCGCCCCAAGAGCGGUUAAGUGUGGAGGAGAUCGCUCGGCUGAGCGACGUCCGCAACCUGGUGAACCAAUUGUAUGAAGCACUCAACGUACGCGAGCAUCAGAUACGUAAGGAGAGAGAACUAAGAUCGCAGUUAGAAAAAUUAUCGCUAGAGUUGCAACCUUUAGAAGAGAAACGCAUGACCUUAGAAGUGGAGACAUCCCGUCGCACAUCUGCUCUGACGUGGAUUGGACUGGGGUUAAUGGGGGUACAGUUUGGUGUGCUGGCGCGGCUAACCUGGUGGGAGUACUCGUGGGACAUCAUGGAACCUGUCACAUAUUUCGUCACUUAUGGCACGGCGAUGGCAACAUAUGCGUACUAUGUGCUUACAAAACAGGAAUACGUGUUACCGGAUGUGAAAGAUAGGCAACAUCUUCUGAUGCUUCACAAAAAAGCGAAAAAAAUCGGACUAGACAUCAAUCACUACAAUUAUCUGAAAGAUGAGAUAGACAAGGUUCAGAAAGACCUCGCCCGGCUUCGUGAUCCUCUGAACAUCCAUUUACCAACGUCGCACGCAUCAAAGGCAAGCGAUGAGAAACGCUCUCCGUUGACAAAAUUGAAGGACAUGCUAGAUGAAACAACCAAAAAGAUGAAGAUCACGUAA
This is a messenger RNA of Parnassius apollo (apollo), 918 nucleotides long. Lineage: Eukaryota; Metazoa; Arthropoda; Insecta; Lepidoptera; Papilionidae. The record is from the annotation of a GenBank genome assembly.